UGUGACGUCAUCGAAACGCGCCACACCGAAAGCUUUCUUGAAGCGCCUUUCAGCUGAACGUUGUGUUUGUUUUUAUUCUGCCAGGCUUUGACUGCAGUUUCCCAACAUGUCUCGUCGAUAUGAUUCACGGACAACCAUCUUCUCACCUGAAGGGCGUCUGUAUCAGGUGGAGUAUGCCAUGGAAGCCAUCGGUCACGCCGGCACCUGUCUGGGAAUUCUAGCCAACGAUGGAGUGCUGCUGGCCGCUGAGAGGAGGAACAUCCACAAGCUGCUGGAUGAAGUGUUCUUCUCUGAGAAAAUCUACAAGCUGAAUGAGGACAUGGCGUGCAGUGUGGCAGGAAUCACAUCAGAUGCAAACGUACUGACCAAUGAGCUGAGGCUCAUAGCACAAAGGUACCUGCUACAGUACCAGGAGCCAAUCCCCUGUGAGCAGCUGGUCACAGCGCUGUGUGACAUCAAACAGGCCUACACCCAGUUUGGAGGAAAGCGUCCCUUUGGAGUGUCUCUGCUCUACAUGGGUUGGGAUAAACACUACGGCUUCCAGCUCUACCAGAGCGACCCCAGUGGAAACUACGGAGGCUGGAAGGCCACCUGCAUCGGGAACAACAGCGCUGCCGCCGUCUCCAUGCUGAAGCAGGACUUCAAGGAGGGAGAGAUGUCUCUUUCCACAGCUCUCGCACUGGCCGUCAAAGUUCUCAACAAAACCAUGGACGUCAGCAAGCUCUCUGCAGAGAAAGUGGAGAUCGCAACUCUGACCCGCGAGAACGGCAAGACCUGCAUAAAAGUGCUGAAGCAGAAGGAGGUCGAGGAGCUGAUCAAGAAGCACGAAGCAGAGGAGGCCAAAGCCGAGAAAGACAAGAAAGAGAAGGAGCAGAAAGAGAAGGACAAGUAGAGAUGCUGCCCUUAAACUGUUUAAGUUUUGUGUGUGAGAAUGAAAGUGAGCUUGUGAGUGACAUGGUAAAAAAAAAAGAAGAGUUUUCAGGUGUUUGUAUGCUUGUUUCUGAAAAUAAAUACAGUUGACAAAU
Labrus bergylta (ballan wrasse) is the source of this 1025-nucleotide messenger RNA. RefSeq names its product proteasome 20S subunit alpha 4 (gene psma4). Lineage: Eukaryota; Metazoa; Chordata; Actinopteri; Labriformes; Labridae. The record is from RefSeq and is a predicted model, not a curated record. Gene Ontology annotation, biological process: ubiquitin-dependent protein catabolic process; proteasomal protein catabolic process. Gene Ontology annotation, cellular component: nucleus; proteasome core complex, alpha-subunit complex; proteasome core complex.